CCUCAUUCCUUCGAACAUCAUAAAGUCAGGAUCAGGAAUCAAAAAUCACAAACGGACCACCAUGUCAAGACUAAACAUUGUUACGAAAUUCCGGGGCCUUACAAGGACCAGAGCAACGCUGCUUCCUCACAAUGCUCUAUCAUCAACACAGGUCGUUUCAAGAACCGUUGUUACUUGUAGGCGACCAGAUUCCACCAGGAGCCUUUGUUCUCCACUAUCAAGGUCUACUCCAGCCCAGAUAUCAAGAUCGUACUCAGCAACGCCAUACUCCACAUCCUCGUCCCCCUCUUCUGGCGGACCAAACCAACACACGUAUCAAAACCUCUGCACGCCUGCCUCGAUCGCUUCUUCCAAUUUUGAUCUUUCCCGAAUCCACCCUUCGGAACACGCCCAAAUCCUGCGCGACUUUAUCCUCGUCCCCGAAUAUCUUUCGCCAACAGAACACGACAUGCUCGUUGAGGCCGCAACCAAGAAACUGAAACGCGCGCUCGGGAAGCAGGUUCGGUACGAAGACGGGCAUUUCGAUGGUGUCAUCACCCGCUACCGAGAAUGCUCUGCCACAGACUGGGGAACUGUACCUGAAUCAGAAGCGACCACUAUGGCCUCAUCCUCAUUGGACACGCCAACAGAUACCCGCGGAAGAACCACUCCCCGGGAGAUCAUGCACUCGAUCAAACAACAGUUCUUUCCGCACCAUUGGAACUGGGUCGCUCCACAUAUCCUGGAGCUCGAGUCUGGGAAGGGCGGGAUCAAACCACACGUCGAUCAUUUGGACGCCUCAGGAGAAGUUGUCGCAGGACUGUGUUUGGGAUCUACGGCAAUCAUGGAGCUCAUUCACGAAGACGACCCCUCAAAGCAGUUCCGGGUGUUAUUGCCAAAGGGAUGUUUUUAUUUCCAGCGGGAUGGUGUUCGGUAUCAUUACAAGCAUGGGAUCCCUAUCUUGCCAGAGGAUCACCAGUUCAAGGGUACCGUUGUCCCAAAGGAGAAACGCAUCUCGAUCAUGCUGAGGAAUGCAUUGGAGUUUUCUACUCACGGCAAGCCUCCAGGGUAUACAGCGCCAGGUACCCAAAUGUAAAUAAAAAGGAAUUCAUUUA
Molecule: messenger RNA, 1094 nt
Organism: Gamsiella multidivaricata
Lineage: Eukaryota; Fungi; Mortierellomycota; Mortierellomycetes; Mortierellales; Mortierellaceae
Exons: 2
Coding region: 62-1075 (337 amino acids)
Biological process (GO): DNA damage response; fatty acid metabolic process
Cellular component (GO): mitochondrial matrix
Source: RefSeq, a predicted model, not a curated record